Molecule: messenger RNA, 621 nt
Organism: Adineta steineri
Lineage: Eukaryota; Metazoa; Rotifera; Eurotatoria; Adinetida; Adinetidae
Source: the annotation of a GenBank genome assembly
AUGGAUGACUAUUCAUCAUCUGUCUGUUACAGUGAUUUUGCUGAUGACGAAGUUGAAACAUUAAAACGUUAUAAACCUCGAAGUCUUGAUGAAUUAGCAAGUCGAACAAAAUUUAGUAAAAAAGAAAUUCAAGUUAUUUAUCAAGGUUUUAAACAAGAAUGUCCAUCAGGAACUGUUGAUGAAGAAACAUUUAAACGUAUUUAUGGGCAAUUUUUUCCAUUUGCUGAUACAUCAACAUAUGCUCAUUUAAUAUUUUCAACAUUUGAUUUACGUUCAUCAAGUUUUGUAACAUUUGAAGAUUUUCUUAUUUGUUUAUCUACAUUAUGUCGUGGAACAAUCGAAGACAGACUUAGAUGGAUAUUUUCAUUGUAUGACACAAAAAGAUCAGGAAAAUUAACAAAAAAUGAUUUUCAUGUAAUUAUAUGUGCUGUUUAUUCUUUACUUGGUAAUGUAUCAAAUCGUAACUAUGAUCAUGAAACUAUUCGAGAACAUACAGCUAUUGUCUUUCAAAAAUUUGACAAAUCACAGCGAGGUUAUAUUACUGUACAAGACUUUAUAUCAUUCUGUUCGAAAGAUCCAGCAAUAAUUCAAUCAAUUGAAUCAUUACGUACAACUGUGUGA